GGCUGGGGCCGGGACCAAGACUGGAUCAGGGACGGGCGUGGGGGAAGCCGAGGCCGGUGGGCGGGACGCGGAGGUUCCGGGUGCCCGAGGCAGUGUCGGGCCGGGCCGAGCCGUUGCCUUGAGCCCCGGGGGACCAGGCCGUGUAGAGCCUCCCAGCGGCCUGUCCUCCCCUGUCGCCAGCCUCGCGUCCCUGCCUACCUGCAGCCUGGCGUCAUGGAGCCGGUGCUCGUGGUCCACGGCGGCGGCGCCAGUUGCAUUUCAUGCGAGCGCCGGCAGCGCGUGCGCCAGGGCGUGAUCCGGGCGGCCUCGCUGGGCCACGGCGUCCUGAGGGCCGGGGGCAGCGCCGUGGACGCGGUAGAGGCGGCAGUGGCGGCGCUGGAGGACGACGCCGAGUUCAACGCAGGCCAUGGCUCUGUGCUGACUGAAAAUGGAGAUGUGGAGAUGGAUGCCAGCAUCAUGGAUGGCAGAGACCUCGGUGCAGGAGCCGUGUCCGCCGUGCGCUGCAUUGCAAAUCCCAUCAAGCUGGCACGGCUGGUUAUGGACAAGACGCCACACUGCUUUCUGACUGGCCAAGGUGCAGCAAAAUUUGCAGCAGACAUGGGGAUCUCGGAGAUUCCUGGGGAGCAGCUGGUGACAGAGAGGAACAGAAAGCGUCUGGAGAAGGAAAGGCAGGAGAAAGACGCCUCAAGUCCUGACUGCCCCAAAAACUUGGGAACCGUGGGUGCUGUGGCCUUAGACUGCAAAGGAAACGUGGCUUAUGCAACCUCUACAGGAGGCAUUGUUAACAAGAUGACUGGCCGAGUUGGGGACUCACCCUGCAUAGGGUCUGGAGGCUAUGCUGACAACAGCAUCGGAGCAGUGUCAACUACAGGGCAUGGAGAAAGCAUCCUGAAGGUGAACCUGGCCCGGCUUGCACUCUUCCACCUAGAGCAAGGAAAGACAGUGGAUGAGGCUGCGGACCUGGCACUGGGCUACAUGAAGUCAAGGCUCAAAGGUUUAGGGGGCCUCAUCCUGGUCAGCCGAACAGGGGAAUGGGUAGCAAAGUGGACCUCAACCUCCAUGCCCUGGGCAGCUGUGAAGGGUGGCAAGGUGCAUGCUGGCAUCGACCUCAAUGACACCACUGUCACAGACCUGUGCUGAGAUGGAAAUAGCCCCUGCGGGGCUGGCGUAGCUUAAUCAAUUAGAUGUCAAAAGGAAAAUUCACCCAGUCUGUCCCUUGUUUUGUUCCUGAUCCAUGAGUAUCUUCACAUUUCCUUUUGGGUUCCAUAGUAGUGAGAGGAACACCAACUUCACAGUGGGACUGAGAGGGUGACAGCCCAACCAGCUCCUCCCCGAAGGACCUGAGCUAGGCCAUGUGGCACAUGGGCAGGAAUCCUGGGGGUAGAGGCAGUGGGAAUAGAGAGCCCCUGAGUGACACCCAGAGGAACUCAGUAUUACACAGCUGCUGUUGAGGCACAAGGACCCUAGCAAGAAGUGUGAAUCCCAACAAGAGGAAUGCAUUUUCUAAGGAUGCUGGGGUCACAUGUGACCAAUGAGCAGCUUGAGCUCCUGAUGCUGUGGGAUCCUCCCAUCACAUCUCCCUGCUUGGAGCAAGGGCUCAGGUGGGGCUGAUGUCCUAUAGUCAGGAGUUUCCUGGCACCCAUGUGCAGGACAGCAGGGCUGUGAACACCCCACCCUCCCCAGAAGCAGGGGCUGAGGGAUGCAGAGUACAUACCAGUCAUCCUGGGGCACAGCAGGAUACCUGCCUGCUUGCCAGGAUGUAAGUGGUGGGCAUAAUGAGCUCGCUUUUCUCUCUCUCUCUGCCCCAAGUUCUGUGUCUGCUGUGAAUGCAUCUGGCCAUCUAGGUCUCUAACUUUGUUGGAGAGGAGCAGUGACGUUGUAACUAGAAGUCCCUGUGGGAAGGGACCUGAGGUCUCCUCAACCAGGCAAUGGUCAUGGCUUUCCAGGAGAGGCUGGGGUGUGCAGUUUUGAAGCUUCUCUGUUUCAGCUUCCUUUACUUCAUGUUACAGCCUUGAUGUGCACCCAUUUACCUACAGAUGAUUUGUGUUUAUCUUCCUCUGUGGUUGAGGAGUGCUCACUGUGCACAAAUGCCACAUUAGCUUUGUGCACUCAGCUGCCGAUGGACACGUGGGUCACAGCCAGGGCUGAGCCGCUGUGGACUGUGCUGCUGCAGGCAUGGCUAUGCAAGCAUCACUGUCUUUAAGUCCUCUGAGAAGACCUCCUGGGGGAGUGGCUGGGUCAGGUAGAAUUUCUACUGAAAGGUGAACAGCCAUCAACUACAAUAAAAUAGAACAACUAUUACUACA
Cavia porcellus (domestic guinea pig) is the source of this 2306-nucleotide messenger RNA. RefSeq names its product asparaginase and isoaspartyl peptidase 1 (gene Asrgl1). The record is from RefSeq and is a predicted model, not a curated record. Bases 214 to 1140 code for a protein of 308 amino acids. The transcript has 6 exons. Gene Ontology annotation, cellular component: cytoplasm. NCBI's taxonomy places the organism in Eukaryota, Metazoa, Chordata, Mammalia, Rodentia, Caviidae. Gene Ontology annotation, molecular function: asparaginase activity; beta-aspartyl-peptidase activity.